Messenger RNA from Fundulus heteroclitus (mummichog), 2230 nucleotides. RefSeq names its product kelch-like family member 21 (gene klhl21). NCBI's taxonomy places the organism in Eukaryota, Metazoa, Chordata, Actinopteri, Cyprinodontiformes, Fundulidae. Gene Ontology annotation, molecular function: protein binding. Bases 270 to 2105 code for a protein of 611 amino acids. The record is from RefSeq and is a predicted model, not a curated record. The transcript is spliced from 5 exons. Gene Ontology annotation, biological process: protein ubiquitination.
UCAGCUCGCUUGCCUUUUAGGUGUUCACCCCCAAAAUCCAACCCCCCUCACUCCUGUCUGGAAAUGGACACCGCGGGCGUAUUUAUAGCUGCAGACCACAAGCGAGCUCUCUUUCUUAAACGCGUCGGAGGAGCUGCCCGCUUUCAUCAGAGUCGUGCUGAGCUUCGCCGUCGUAUUUUCUAGACUGUCGUACGUCGAGCCUGGAGGGGCUCCUCAGAUGAAAUCCUCAUUCUGAGCUCGACCAGCAGUGAGAAACCGCGAGAGGAGAGAUGGAGAAACCCGUCCUCCAGACACAGCCGUCCACGCUACCUUUCUUCGACUCGUCGCACGCCUUCAACCUCCUGAGGGGCAUCCACGAGCUGCGGGCCGAGCGCAAGUUCUUCGACGUGACGUUAUGCGCCGAGGGCCGCGAGUUCCACUGUCACCGCACGGUGUUGGCCGCCGCCAGCACCUACUUCCGGGCCAUGUUCACGGGGACGCUGAGGGAGAGCGCGAUGGACCGCGUGGUCCUCCACGAGGUGUCGGCCGAGCUUCUGGGCCUGCUGGUGGACUUCUGCUACACGGGCCGGGUCACGGUCACUCAGGACAACGUGGACCUCCUGCUGAAGACGGCCGAUUUGUUUCAGUUCCCCUCCGUCAAAGAGGCCUGCUGUGCGUUCCUGGAGCAGCGUCUGGACGUCUCCAACUGCCUGGAGAUCCAGGACUUUGCCGAGGCGUACGCCUGCAGGGAGCUGGCGGUCAGCGCGCGCCGCUUCGUCCUCAGGAACAUAAUGGAGCUGGCGAAAGGGACGGACUUUGAGCGGCUGCCCUGGAAGCGCCUGCUGGAGUUCGUGUCUGACGACGAGCUGUGCGUGGACAAGGAGGAGACGGUCUACCAGAUCGCCGUGCGGUGGGUGAAGGCCGACCUGCAGCGACGGCUGCACUACUGGCCCGAGCUCCUCCAGCAGGUCCGCCUGCCGUUCGUCCGGCGCUUCUUCCUCUUGGCGCACGUGGAGAGCGACCCGCUCGUCUACCUGUCGCCCACCUGCCUGCGCAUGGUGAACGAAGCCCGCAGCUUCCAGUCCUGCGAAUACGACCGCCACGACAGGCCGUGCCACCGCAUGCGGCCCCGGCCGUCCACGGGGCUGGCGGAAAUCCUGGUGGUGGUGGGCGGCUGUGACCAGGACUGCGACGAGCUGGUCACGGUGGACUGCUACAACCCUCAGACCGGACAGUGGCGCUACCUGGCUGAGUUCCCCGACCACCUGGGGGGAGGUUACAGCAUAGCUGCCCUGGGGAACGACAUGUAUGUCACAGGCGGAUCCGACGGCUCUCGCCUCUACGACGGCGUGUGGCGCUACAAGUCCAGCGUGAACGACUGGACGGAGGUGUCGCCCAUGCUGAAGGCGCGGGAGUACCACAGCUCCUGCGUGCUGAAGGGCCAGCUGUACGUGGUGGCGCCGGACAGCACCGAGCGCUACGACCAGGCCCUGGACUGCUGGGAGGCCCUGCCUGGCAUGCUGCAUCCCAUGGACAACUGCUCCACGACCGCGUGCAACGGCCGCCUGUACGCCAUAGGCUGUCUGACCGGCGAGGACACCAUGGCCAUCCAGAGCUACGACGCCGACGCCAACCGCUGGACCAUGGUCAACUGCGGUCAGCUGCCCCCGUGGUCCUUCACGCCCAAAACGGUGACCCUCAGCGGCCUCAUUUACUUCGUUAGGGAUGACUCGGCCGAGGUUGAUGUUUACAAUCCACAAAAGAACGAGUGGGACAAAAUUAGCCCCAUGAACCAGGUUCACGUCGGAGGCAGCGUGGCGGUCCUGGGCGGCAAGCUGUUCGUGUCCGGCGGCUACGACAACACGUUCGAGCUGUCGGAUGUGGUGGAGGCGUACGACCCGACCAGCCGGGCCUGGACCGUGGCCGGGCGGCUCCCCCAGCGCACCUUCUGGCACGGCAGCGUCAGCAUCUUCCGGCAGUUCAUGCCGCUGGUGGCCGGCACCUUCGAGCCCGCCGACGUCCCCGAGUCCAACGCCAUCCACCUCCACCGGCACCAGCGCCACCAGGCGCUCCACAACCUCAACAACAACCUGAACCAGAACCAGGACGUGAACCCGGCGCAUUGACGCGGGCCAUCCGUGGUCACUGUGUUCUCCUUUGUUCAGUUUACCUCAUUGCUGCAGGAGGGGGGGGGGAGAAAAUGUGAGAGUUGCUCACUGCAAAAAUAGAGCUAAAAAUAAGUACAAUUUUC